Molecule: messenger RNA, 321 nt
Organism: Dicrocoelium dendriticum
Lineage: Eukaryota; Metazoa; Platyhelminthes; Trematoda; Plagiorchiida; Dicrocoeliidae
Source: the annotation of a GenBank genome assembly
AUGGAUGCUGGUGCAAGAGUUGACGUGGCUUACCUUGAUGUCUCUAAGGCAUUCGACCGUUUGGACCAUCGUAUGCUUUUGACCAAACGUCAAGGAUGUGGCAUUGAGGACCCUCCUCGGGAGGAACUGCAGUUUUCUCCUUUGCACAGUCGUCUGAAGAUGAGAGUACGUGAAUCCGUGUCAAACCCAACUCACCUCGGUACUGAGCCUCGUCUAUUCUUGGUCUUCAUAAACGAUCUAGUGAGUCCAAUUGCAUCAAACUGUUUACUCUACACCGAUGACAUCAAACUUUGGCGAGUGAUCAUGUCCGGUAGAAAGUGA